Molecule: messenger RNA, 1953 nt
Organism: Olea europaea var. sylvestris
Lineage: Eukaryota; Viridiplantae; Streptophyta; Magnoliopsida; Lamiales; Oleaceae
Product: protein GRAVITROPIC IN THE LIGHT 1-like
Exons: 2
Coding region: 273-1625 (450 amino acids)
Biological process (GO): negative gravitropism; response to red or far red light
Source: RefSeq, a predicted model, not a curated record
CAAUGCCCCAAGCCCCCAAUGGCUAUUUAUUUAUUAUUUCUUAACAAACUUUUAUUCUUUCUCCAUUCUCUCUGUCUCUUUCUAAAACACUUUUUAUAGUCUCUGAUAAUUUCCUCCUUCAAACCAGCAAAACCCUCCUUCAAUCUCACCUGAAACCCAGCAAAAUUCAAACCUUUUUACUCAAGAUCUCCAUUGAAGGAUUUCAGGCGAAGUCUAAAGAUUCACCAAGACUUUUAUUUUUCAUUUUUCAAUGCCAGAAGUUUCUUUGUAAGAUGGAUUCAGUUAAACAAUCCAGUGCGACCCCAAGUAAAAUUAGGUUAGCACGUACUUUCGCUAAGGUUUUACACAUUCGAGCAUUGACGGGGAUAGCUCCUGAUGAUGGGGUCCGGAAGAUUGAGAUGAAAUUGAAUGAUCACUUGAAGAGUCCAUUCUCCGAUGAUGAAGAUGAAUUUGUUCGGGAUAGGGCGGUUGAAGAAGCUUUUCUUGCUAAGCUGUUUGCUGGAAUAUCUGCUGUUAAAGCUGCAUAUGCAGAGUUGCAAUUUGCUCAAUGUCCUUAUGAUGCUGAUGGGAUUCAAUCUGCAGAUCAAAUGUUAGUGUUGGAACUAAAGAAUUUGUCUGAAUUGAAGCAAUGUUACUUGAAGAAACAGUUGGACAUGAAGAGUCCAGAGAAGACUCUGGUUUUAGCAGAAAUUCAGGAGCAGAAGAGUCUGCUGCAAACUUAUGAAAUUAUGAGUAAGAAGUUGGAUUCUCAGCUUAAACUUAAAGACUCUGAAAUAACUUUUCUUGAAGAGAAAUUGGCAGACGUCGACACGGAUAAUAACUUACUCCAGAAGAGAUUGAAGUCAAGUGGACAUUUAGGCAUGCCUGAGGAUAUUCAUUUCUCUGGCUUGAGUCUCAACCACUUUGUUACAUGUUUUAAGCAGACAGUAAAUUCAGUACGCGGAUUUGUCAGGUUGCUGAUUAACGAAAUGGAGUCUGCAGGUUGGGAUUUGGAGGCCGCAGCCAGAUCAAUUGAACCUGGGCUAGUUUUCUGGAAACAAAAUCACAAGUGUUUUGCAUUUGAAUCCUUCGUCUGCAAAGAAAUAUUUGAUGGUUUUAGUUAUCCGAAUUUCUCUAUCCAAGAGGAGUCCUUGCCGGAGCAGAAGGAAAGAAGAAGGCUAUUUUUUGACAGAUUCAUGGAGUUGAAAUCUGUUCGACCAGCGGAUUAUCUAGCCUGGAAGCCUAAAUCUGCGUUUGCAAUGUUUUGUCGUGCCAAAUACCUAAGACUAAUUCAUCCUAAGAUGGAAGCAUCCCUGUUUGACAAUUUGGAUCAGAGGAAUUUGGUGAAUUCUGGUGAUUGCCUGGAGACACCCUUCUUCUUGGCAUUUGCUGAGAUGGCUAAGCGCAUUUGGCUCCUACACUGCCUGGCCUUAUCUUUCGACCGCGAGGUAUCUAUCUUUCAAGUGACUAGGGGAGCUCGUUUUUCUGAAGUUUACAUGGAUAGCUUAAGCGAUGAAGCGUUCCUGUUGUCUGAUGGCACACCAGAAACUGAUCCUCAUGUGGCUUUCACAGUGGUUCCCGGGUUCAGAAUAGGUAAGACAGUUGUUCAAUGUCAGGUGUAUCUAAUAAAUCCGGCUUGCACAUGAAGGCACACUGAAGACAAUUUAAAUUACUAAAGUUGUUCUCUAUAACGUUUAACCUUUUAAGUGAGCACGGUAUCUAUGUUGAAAAACUCGGGAUUUGCCAAAGUGAAGUGCACGACUAGGCCUAUAUCUUGGCCUACAUCCUCCAAGGAUGGCAAUUCCCCUUUCCAUUAUAGAGAGUAGUCAUUGCUUGCCUGGUAGCUGCCUAGGUGGUUAGGGCUUUCAAAGAUUCAAGAUUUUCUCAAUUUUGUGUAACAUUGAUCAAGUGUUGAAGGAUACUAAUUGUACAUUGUAGCACUUCAUUAUAUACAUUCAGUGUUUUUAUAUUCGG